AUGGGGAAUCAUCAAGCUGUUAAGAAGUUGUGGGUGAUUAACAAUUUCUCUUUUUUGGAUUCCGAUAGAGUUUAUUCUGAUAUAUUCGUGGUCGGUGGCUGCAAAUGGUGUCUACUCGCCCUUCCCGAGGGAAACAAUAACUAUAUCUAUGAUUAUUUCUCUCUGUAUCUAUGUGUUCCUGAUUCUGAGUAUUUGCCUUCCGGAUGGAGAAGACGCGCUAAAGUUUCUUUCACUAUGGUAAAUCAAGUUACGGGAGAACUCUCCCAACAACAAGAAGGAGUAUACUGGUUUGAUGAAAAGAACACAACCCAGGGUUUUGGAUCUAUGUUUCGCCUUUUGGUGUUUCAAAGCAGUUAUAAAGGGUUUCUUGUAAACGGAGAAGUCGAUAUUGUUGCAGAAGUAGAUGUUGUUGAAGUUAUUGGUAAAUUAGAUGUAUCAGAGGAAUCAGAAAGCAUUGAUAGCAAUGGGUUUGACGUCCUUGCUUCACAAGUAGAAUCUGUGAACAGUCUGUUUGGAAAGUACCCAUGUUUUGCAUCAAAACUCUGUCCCAAGACCCCACGUUUAAAGAAAAAUGUUGUACAAAGUCUGAAUGAGAUUCUGUGCAAGUCUACUAAGGAACUCUCUAAUGGUGAUCUGGCCGAGGCAUAUUCUGCACUACGAUUUGUUACGAAAGCAGGGUUUAAGUUGGAUUGGUUGGAGAAGAAACUGAAAGAGACUGGUAAGAGUCGAUUGCAAGAAAUUGAGGAAGAUUUAAAGGACUUGAAGGUGAAGUGUGCAGACAUGGAUGCUCUGCUUGAGUUCUUGCGCUGA
Arabidopsis thaliana (thale cress) is the source of this 810-nucleotide messenger RNA. RefSeq names its product TRAF-like family protein. Lineage: Eukaryota; Viridiplantae; Streptophyta; Magnoliopsida; Brassicales; Brassicaceae. The transcript has 4 exons. Bases 1 to 810 code for a protein of 269 amino acids. The record is from RefSeq and is marked reviewed.